Melitaea cinxia (Glanville fritillary) is the source of this 1262-nucleotide messenger RNA. RefSeq names its product probable tRNA N6-adenosine threonylcarbamoyltransferase, mitochondrial. Gene Ontology annotation, biological process: tRNA threonylcarbamoyladenosine modification. Lineage: Eukaryota; Metazoa; Arthropoda; Insecta; Lepidoptera; Nymphalidae. Gene Ontology annotation, cellular component: mitochondrion. The transcript has a single exon. The record is from RefSeq and is a predicted model, not a curated record. The coding region runs from base 16 to 1260 and encodes 414 amino acids.
AGGGAUUGACUCAAGAUGUAUCUUUUAACUGGGUGUCCAAAAAGAGUUAAAAUUACAUUAAAAGGAUUUUCGAAAUUAAAAAACUGUUAUAGACAUCUAAGCUAUGAUCCCAACGUUACUAUUUUAGGAAUAGAGACAUCGUGUGAUGAUACCGGCUGUGCUGUUGUUGAUGGCAAGGCGAAUGUUUUAGGAGAGUCUUUAUUCUCACAAAAUAUGUUACAUUUAAGAUAUGGUGGUAUUAAUCCUCUUGUUGCAAGGGAUUUGCAUCGAGACAAUAUAGAAUUUGCAGUAAAACAAACUUUGGAAAAAUCUAAACUUAAUGCAAGCAAUAUUGAUGCAAUCGCUGUGACAACGAAACCUGGGUUACUGAUUAGCUUACAAAUAGGCGUAAAGUAUGCUAAAUACUUAGCAAAAUCUUAUAAUAAGCCAAUAAUACCAGUACAUCACAUGGAAGCCCAUGCAUUAGUGGCUCGAAUGUUUUAUGAUAUAGAAUUUCCCUUUUUGGCCUUAUUAAUAUCUGGUGGACAUUGUUUACUUACAGUUGUCAAAGACGUUGACAAUUUCCUCUUGUUGGGAAAUACUUUAGAUAAUGCACCAGGAGAAGUUUUAGAUAAGGCAGCACGAAGAAUGAAGCUGAGAAAUAUUCCAGCUUACUCUGAAUUAGUCGGAGGAAAGGCAAUUGAAGAAGCUGCUAAAUGUGCAAAAAAUCCCGAACUAUUUGCUUUUCCAACCCCAUUAGUAAAAAGUAGAGAUUGUAAUUUUAGCUUCAGUGGUAUUAAGGAAGUUCUCAUGAAGCAUCUUGUAAGAAAAGAAAAGGAGCAUAAUGCUGUAGGAGAUGAAAUUAUACCAGAAAUAAAUGACCUUUGUGCUGCUUUUCAGUUAAUUAUUGCAGAACAUAUAUCUCAUAGAGUGCAACGAGCUGUUUUAUUUUGCACUAAAAACCAAUUUCUAAAAGAAGACAAUAAGAAUAUUGUAGUAUCUGGUGGUGUUGCAUGUAAUGACUUUAUUUUCAAAACUUUACAAAAUGUUGGUAUGCAGUGGAAUUGUAAUGUUAUUAGGCCACCUCCUAAAGUAUGCACAGAUAAUGGAGUAAUGAUAGCUUGGAAUGCUAUUGAAAAAAUAAAGAAACAAUAUCAAUUUCCCGAUAUUACAUUAGAUAGCAUUGAUCCUAAAGCUCCUUUAGGUGUCAACAUUACAGAUAAAGUCAAGAAAGCUAACAUAUAUGUAAAAGCAACAAGAUUAAAAGACAUGUUCAAUUAAUA